CCGAAUAAACACUGGAGAGUUUUGCAAUCAACAAGCUCCCUGAAAUAUCAUUCCUCCAUAGUUCAAUGCUCGAAGACACACGCCUCAGCCCAGAUAAGGUGCUUAUCCGCCUGGAGGAAAACUUGAAUCUUUUGCUUUUCGACCUAGUUGACCAGAAAAGAACGAUAGAUCAUUUUGAUCUAGCUGUGGGAGAAUACAGACCAACGUUUUUUGUCUGUCGACAUCGAAACUGCGGAUUCUAUGAGGACUUCCAAAAGGAGAGAGAGAACUGGGCAAUCGAAAAGCAGAAAUUAAAGGAAGAGAUUGAGAAACUUGAUGCGAGAACAGCCGAGAGAAAAGUGUAUAAAGAGGAACUGACCAAACUGCAGAAUGCAUUCACAUCAACCUCUAAAGACGGAGAUUCAGAAAUUCGAUUUCGGCUUGGCGAAUUAUCAAGAGAAUUGACAAUGCAACGUGUAAAUGAGUUGGCUUUGCUAAGACGUUAUGCUGGAUCUCAGGAACUUGAAGUUGUGCUGCGAAAGGAAAUCAGAAAGCUCAAGAAUCGACUCGUUCAAGUAGAGAGUAUGGCCCAAAUGUGCCUCAGUUACUACUCCAGUUGUACAGAAAUGACAUCGUUCCAGAUUGAGACUCUCCAGAAACAGCUUGAUCUCUCCAUUUCGAAGGAAGAGUAUGACCGCCUGGUGGAUGAGUAUGAAAACCUGUCGACGAAAUAUCUGGAAACUUUUUGUCAACGUUUUAAUAGCUCAGAGGGCAAUAGUGGAACGUUCACAGCUGACGCGAAUUUUGAAAAACUCCGUACUGAAUACGAGUUUCUGGCAAACCAGUGGGCAGCAAAAACCCAGAAGCCUACAUCGAAACAUGAUUGGAGAUCAAUGAAGCCACAAGGAAACAAACCGGGUGAGUCGAGAGAAUUUAACAGAAAGGCUCUUGAAGAAGAACUACUCCAAAUGUUAAACCGAGUCUGGCAGUUCACUGAGCGCCUCGUACAGAAAAAUCAAAAGUUGGAACAAAUAAUGAGCAUACAAAUGAAACAAAAGAAACUUGUACCGAAUUCCGAGCUAACUGAAGCCGCCCCCGACAGCGUACACCAAACGUGGAAAAAACGAUCACGGGUUGUGGAACGGGAGAAUCUGAAACUGCGGCACGAAAAUGAGCAACUGAAGGAAGUUGCUGUAAUAUCUCUUGCGCAAAUACAAAACGCUGAGCAGCAACAGGCAACUAAAGACUUGGAACUGGAAAGUCUCAGGAAACAGUUGGUGGAACUGGAAGCAAAGGACGACGGGACGGCCAAGAUGGUCCGGCUACACCGUAUGAUAACACAAUUACAAAUAUCAGAAUCAAAUGCCGUUGCGGAUUUGGCAGCCGAGCAGACCAAGAAUAGCCGGCUUCAAAGUUUAGUCAUUAAACUGCAACAGCGAUUAGUGGCAAAGGACGCGGAUCUGGGGAAACUGCAUGAGAAACUUCAUUGUGAAGAAAUAACACAUCGUAAAGCUCUUCAGAAAGACCGACUCAAACAUCAACUCAAUCAGCUUGAGGCCACCGUGCUGAAUCAAGGAGCUCAGAUAAGUGAGCUGAAGAAAGAAAACGCCAGAUUACUAAGAGAACUUAAUCAGCGGGAAGUUGAACUGGAGACUCAAGAACUCAAACUGGAACAAACAACUGCAGCGAAAAGUACGCCGAUUCAAAAUCCGCCAACACGUACGAUUCUGAAUGACUCACAUCCUACUACCAAAACUGAUUCUCACUCGAUCGUACACCUGGAGGGUACUGGAGUCGACGCUCAUUCUGCUCUUUCUGUGCAAGAACAGUUGCACAAAGCGCGGUGCACAACAGAAAGCGUUGCAAUGCUCGCGUCAAAUAUUCAGGAGAAGAACGAUAUCCUGGAAGAACGUAACACCGAGUUUGUCCGAGAAUUACAGAACUUCGUAAAUCGAAACGUACCAGCUAUUCCUAACAAGGAUUCUGCAGGAGAAUCAGCAGUCCUCGUUCCCGGUGUGAAGGUCACUUUAGAAUUACUUCAGAAAAGGUUGCUUGACAAAGAAGAAAGUCUGAAGAAAGCAAAAGAAUUAUUUCGACAAGUGUACGAGACAAAUGUGAAUGUAAACCAACUGCGCAAAAGAGAAAUGGAGGAAAUUCAAACUCAACUCAAUCAUAAGAUUUCAGAAACUAUACGGCAACUGUCAACAACAAUGGAGAACAGAGCAACAAAACCGCACAAAGAUAGCAUAUCUCCAGUUCUGAUGCAGCGUCUUCAGCAGCUGGAGCUGGAACUGGAAGAGCAAAACGAAGCAAUUAUAAGACAGAACGAAAGAUCAAAAUCCAUGCAUCAAGAAAGUCAGCUGUGGAAACUCCAAUUCCAACAACUUCAGGAGCAAGCCAAGCAAGAUCGUAAGACACUAGAGGACUCGUACAAGCAGAAAGUAAGAAAACUCUUUCUUGCCUACCGCCAGCUCCGGUCGGAUGUCGAAGAACGGGACAAAAAACUAGAUGAAAUGAAAACGGAGCUGGAGCACUGGAAACAGGAGGCGAAAAAAUCACCAUCAAUGAUGCAACGACAAAUGAAUGAGCGCCUAAAAGCUGAUUUAACCGAGAAAAGCAAGCAGUUACAGGAAACUACUCACAAGGUUGAUGAAAACUCUUCGACAGUCCAUGACCGGUUUCGCCCUCAUCAGACUCUUUCCAGGGCACUGGUAGAAGCCCGCCGAGAGUUUGUCUCACAGGCUGAAGAAGCUGUUCUGGCAGCCGCCCAGUCAUCGACAAGAAAGUCGCUGAAACUUCAGGAAAAACCAGAAUCACUGAAAGAAGCAGAUAUCAUGGGUCGGGCUGUUCUGCAACUAGACCAAAGUCACCUUGUCGAGAUCACCAAUCUGAAUAAAAGAGCUGAAGAACUGGAGCUCAAAUGUCGGGGGCUCCAAGAGGAGGUGAAGCAGGUAAAAAAGCUCCAGGAGAAGGUGCAACAGAUCCAUAAAGCAGAACGCGCAGAUCGGGAACGUGUGUUGGCUGAUAAUAAACUGCUGAAAACACAAAUAGAUUCGAAAUCCUCAGCUAUGGAAAAACUGGAAAGUCAGCUAAAUACAGUCAGCGUGGAACUGGAACGGACAAUAAGAGAGAAUAUCGCGUUGCGGGAACAGUGGAACAACUUUGCCGUAUUACAGCCACAGAUUGAUAACCCUGAUCUUUAUCACGAAAAACCUGAAAAGCCGUGUGCUGAACAAGUGGAACGCAUGGGAGCUUCUAGGCAGUCCAGCCCCGUACUUCAGUCAGCUAUUGUAAAUUCAUCGGAACACAUGGACUCGGAGGCGCAUAAUCGCAUUACGAAUGACAGGAUAAAAUACCUGGAACAAGAACUGCUCGAUCGCGGAUUAACCAGUCUAGCCAAAUUGAAAAUGGAUCGAGACGUUCAAAAUGAUCGGCUACGGUUGAUUCAAGAGAACCUCGCUCAAAAGUCUGAAUUGGAAGCUGCGCGCGAAGAAAUUCCCAAACUGAAGAAGCGCGUGAAUGAACUACAAGCACUGGUGGAUAAAUUGAAAAAUCAGAAUAAUGAUGCUGAAAUGGUGCAAAAUCUGGACAGAUCCACGAGGAACCAGGACAGUAACACAGGUAGCAGUCCUCGAAAAACUGGUGAGGGUGAAAAAACCACAAGAGAGCUGGAGGAAACUAUCGCGCGUUUGAAACGGGUUCUCCGACGAACUGUGGCCGAGAACGAAAAGCUAAAGCAGGUAUCGACCAACAGUCCUCCAGUCAAAAAUGCCGGACUUCAAAUGAAUAUAGCGAAACCACUGAAACAAGAGGCGACCUGGUGUAGCACAUUCAGUUGUCUGGAAACAUCACAAACGAGAGAUUCAACUGGGUUCCAGAACAUAGGGUUGACGGAAAUCCGGGGACUGCGCCUACCUGAUGAGUCCCAAAAUGGGCGAAACAGGUUGUGGGCUGUCGGCGGAUUUUCAGCAACCUUAUGA
Molecule: messenger RNA, 3959 nt
Organism: Opisthorchis viverrini
Lineage: Eukaryota; Metazoa; Platyhelminthes; Trematoda; Opisthorchiida; Opisthorchiidae
Exons: 21
Coding region: 66-3959 (1297 amino acids)
Source: RefSeq, a predicted model, not a curated record